CAAGAUGUUUUUUUUUUUUUUAGAUCAAGUAGAACAAGAUGUGGCAACAGAGUCUACUUGAAAUUUGAACUCAUGCCAAGGAGAAGUACUUUGCGCACACGGAUCAAUCAACUGAUCGAAUGAUGCCUUUGAGACAUCAAUAUCAAUCUUUAACCCAGGAGUGGGCGCAUGAUUUUCUGGAAAAUAAAACAACUGCUGUUUAUGACUGAGAUUCUCGAAUAAUAUUGGAGGCAAAUUUACUGAAAACCAGUGAUGUACUAGUGAGAGACAUCUCUCCACUAAGACAUGCAUAACAUCUAUGUAGCCAAGCGAAGCUCUGUGAAAUUCAGAUGACUUCGGAAAGUGAGUCGAGCGGCUGAGCGAUAUUUAAAGUACGAAAAAGUGAGCUUCCUUCACAAGUUUCAGUACAGUCAGCGACAGUGAUCACACUUUAGACAUUUAAUGAUUGCCCUUCUGUGUGGAGAGACUCUGCCGCUGUCAACCUGAGCCUCACAGAACUUCCUUUGACUACAUGGACAUGUUACGCAUAUAUUAGUAGGGGGAUGUCCUUUGCCAGUGUAUCACUGCUAUACAGCAUUUUGAUAAAAUUUGCUGCUAAUCUGCCGGCUAACAUUUUGCUUAUUGAGGACCGCCGGAAAUGUCACGCUAUUCUAAGAAAAUGAGAAAAGAGACAAAUAGUUGCGAGUUUGGAUCUAAUCACUAUUUCUUGCUAUGCGGUCUCGGAGGCAUUUUGUCAUGCGGUAUCACUCAUACCAUGAUCACUCCCUUAGAUUUAGUUAAAUGUCGAAUCCAAGUGGACUCCAAAAAAUAUAAAUCGGUGUUCCAAGGAUUUCGUGUCACGCACGCCGAAGACGGCACUCGUGGAUUGGUAAGAGGCUGGGCACCCACUUUCUUUGGCUAUUCCGUUCAAGGAAUGUUCAAAUUCGGGCUCUAUGAAGUUUUCAAAGUUUACUACUCGGCGUUAGCCGGCGAAGAGCUAUCUUACGAAUACAGAACUACUCUAUACUUGAUAUCGUCGGCCUCCGCGGAAUUCUUCGCGGAUAUCGGUCUAGCACCGUUUGAAGCUGCCAAGGUCAGGAUACAAACUAUGCCAGGAUAUGCCAACACUCUGCGAGAGGCAUUGCCAAAAAUGUACGCAGAUGAGGGUUUAACAGGAUUCUACAAAGGUUUGGUGCCGCUCUGGUUGCGCCAAAUUCCGUACACGAUGAUGAAGUUCGCCUGCUUCGAGCGCACGGUCGAGCUUCUGUAUAAACAUGUAGUACCUAAACCUAGGCAAGAAUGCAGUAAAGCCGAACAAUUGGUGGUCACUUUCGCGGCCGGGUAUAUCGCUGGUGUGUUCUGUGCCAUCGUGUCUCACCCCGCCGAUUCUGUAGUGUCCAAGUUGAAUCAAGAAAAAGGUUCGUCGGCAGGCGAGGUUCUGAAGAAGCUCGGCUUCGCUGGCGUAUGGAAGGGUUUAGGACCGAGGAUCGUUAUGAUCGGUACCCUAACCGCGGCGCAAUGGUUCAUUUACGAUGCCGUGAAAGUCUGGCUUCGUAUGCCUCGUCCACCACCACCAGAAAUGCCCGAAUCCCUCAAGAAGAAGUACGGCGUGGCAUAAAUGCGACGCGGCUCUUACUUCGUCGAGUUUGUUCCAUCGAUCAGAUCUUUAUCGCUCGAUUAGAAAAGAAAUGUAUAAAAAGUAAUUUUAAUUACCUCCAUGUCGCAUGUUCACAUCGUUAAAUGAUGUCCCGCAACUUCUUUUUUUUUUUGAGUAUUUAUUCCGCAACAUAUAUGAUACACACCAUCAGUGAAGGGCAACACUGCCGCAGAAUUAGAAAACAAAAAAGAAACUAUUGUGUCUUACGAAUAGGCGUAUAGAGAUGUUACAGGAUCUAUAAUUCAAAGACACAAUAAAACUAAAACUUAAUUCAGCGAUGACAGUUAUCUAGGAUAAUCUGUUACCUUGUACAUAGGGUAAUCGCUGUAAAUAAACAGAUCGAUUGCUCGAUUA
Molecule: messenger RNA, 1990 nt
Organism: Dinoponera quadriceps
Lineage: Eukaryota; Metazoa; Arthropoda; Insecta; Hymenoptera; Formicidae
Gene: Mpcp1
Product: phosphate carrier protein, mitochondrial
Exons: 6
Coding region: 638-1597 (319 amino acids)
Biological process (GO): mitochondrial phosphate ion transmembrane transport
Cellular component (GO): mitochondrial inner membrane
Molecular function (GO): phosphate transmembrane transporter activity
Source: RefSeq, a predicted model, not a curated record